CAGCCAAGCAAGCACGGCCAGAGCCAAACCACUGUUUUCCGCCCCGCACCAUGGCCGAGAACGACAAGGACAACGAGAAGGACACGGACAAGGACGGCGACACGCCGAUGGCCGAUGCUUCCGAACCGGAACCGGCCGCCGCCGGGACCAAGGAGGACACCGCGCCGGACGCCGGGCCCCCUGCCGCGGGCCCGAGCGCCGAAACCAGCGAUCCCGGCACCGGAGAGGCCGCCGCUUCCCCCGGCCCUUCCGGAGCAACGGAGGCCCCCCCUCCGGGAGCCUCCGGAUCCGCGCCGCCUUCGGAAGAAGCUUCCGUCCCCCCCGAGAAGCCUUCUCCUGCCGGUGUUGAUGCGGCUGUUUCUGCCGAUUCCGCCCCGGAACCCUCCGUUGCGAAAGGGGCGGCUUCCCCCGAGAAGAAAGCCUCUGCCCCUUGCGCUGAAAAUGCCGCGGUAGCCUCCGGGCCACCGGCCGAGGCCGAGACCACGGCCCCUUCCGCGGGACCGGCGGCGGAGGAAAAGGAUUCCGGGGGAGACGCCAAGGACGACUCCCCCGCCGCGGCUCCGGCCGCCAGCGAGGCUUCGCCAGAGGCGGCCCCGGUGGCGGCUCCAAGUGCUUCUCCCUCCCCCGGUGGAGACGCUUCCGUUCCCCCCGGGGCACCGGCACCGAGCGGAGACAAGGACAAGGACAAGGACAAGGUCAAAGACAAGGACAAGGACAAGGACAAGGACAAGGACAAGGACAAGGACAAGGACAAGGACAAGGACAAGGACAAGGACAAGGACAAGGAUAAGGACAAGGUCAAAGACAACGAAAAGGACAAGAACAAGGACAAGAACAAGGACAAGGACGCUCCGAUAGCCACCAAGGAGUCACCGGAGAAGCCAAAGCCGGCUUCUUCUUCCGCCACCGCGGCGGCUUCUCCCCCUGUGGCUCCCGCCUCUUCCUCCCCCGCCGCCGGUGCUUCCAAGCCCGGCCCGCCCAGGCCAGGAACGGCCGAGAGCCGGCCCUCGCCGUCGGCAAAGGCCAAGGCCGCCGCGGUGGCGGCCGCAAUGGCCUCCCCCAAGGGACCCCCUCUCGCGAAACAAGGGACCGCCGUUCCGCAACCGGCCCACGCCUCCUCCUCGGCGGCCGCUUCCGCUUCGGGCAAGGCCGGAAAGCCCUCGCUGCCGGUUCCCUCCAAGGCCAAGGCCGGCGGGGCCUCUUCCUCUUCGUCCUCGAAGGCCUCCAAGGCCUCCAAAACGUCCAAGCCCUCCGCCGCGGGGGGAACCUCGGGCAAGGCGGGUGCCUCCGCCCCGGGGGCCCCCAAGCUCUCUUCCGCCGGGGGCGCCUCCAAGUCCCUCAAGAAGGGGGCCCGCAAGAAGCGCAAGCUCGCGGGAGGCCCGGACGAGGCCGACGAGAAGGCCGACGCCCCGGCCAUCAAGAAGGUCAAAAAGGUCAAGCGGAAAAAGGUGCGUCCGGCCCCGCAAGGCAAUGCAAUGCAAUGCAACAACCCGCAGGGUCUGUUCUUUCUCUCUUUUUUUGUUCUUUCGUCUUCGUUCUCGCUCGUUCGUGCUCUGCCAUUCCGUCUCUCACGUUUCGUUUUCAACGCUGCCUUCCUAUCCCCCGACACAGGAAAAGGAGGAAGAGAAGAAACCCGAAAAAACCAAAAAGCCCCGCAAGCAGCCCAAGAAGCCCUCCUCCGCGGGCGCCUCUGGUGGCCUCCACUACGCGGAGCAGUUCUUUGCUCCCACCGUCAUGUCGGCCGCGCAGCUGGCCGUCCAGGAGCAGAUGCGCAAGGCCCUCGAGGAAGACCAGUACAGCGCCAACGGCAGCAUCGUCGACACCGACACGGACGACGAGGACCACCAGUACGUAUACAAGGGGCAGUCGAUCCGUCUCGAUCGGGCGCACCUGCUGCAGGUCGCCAAGACAACCAACUGGCUGGCGGACGGAUCCGGGGCCGGCUGGUCCAGGUUCCCGAGGGGGGGAGGACCCGGCAAGAACGCCGAGGCCGACGAUCCGGAAACCGCCGUCGACGAAGAGGGAAUCCUAAACGCCGACGGGACCACCAACAAGACCGGGACGACCAGCAAGAAAAAGUCCUCCAAGAGCAAGAAGAAGGGACGCAACCAGUACACCAACCGCAACAACAACAACAACAACAACAACAGCAGCAGCAGCGGCAGCGGCAGCAACCGAAACAGGGUCGGCUUUCGAAUCGAGGACCGACCGGCCGGGGGGUCCUCCGACUACGGCAGGGUUGGCUGCACCAUCAUAGACAAGAGGUCGGACGCGGAGCGCGACGAGGGCAGCAUCUUCGGCCAGACCGCCGGCUCCUCCCAGUCGACCUGGGUCGAGUGCGACAAGUGCAAGAAGUGGAGGCGCCUCCGCGGGAUCGUCGACAGCAACAAGCUCCCCCCCAAGUGGUACUGCACCAUGAACAAGAACGACCCCGAGCGGGCCCGCUGCUCGGCACCCGAGGAAGAAUACGAGUCGCCCCGGACCCCCGAGUCCAAGGCGGACGCCCGGACCCGCAAGCACCUGCGGGUCUGGGUCCGCCGCCUCCAGUGCAACGAGCAGUACGAGUCCCGCCUGCCGACGCUCACACGGGGCAAGAAGCGAUCCGCCGGCACCAGCCCGAAGGAGCCCCACGAGUGGAUCCGCUGCUGCAACCCCUCCUGCGGGAAGUGGAGGGCCAUCCUCCGGAUCAUGGACGCCAAGCAGAACGUCAUGGACCUCACCACCGACGGGGAGUGGUACUGCGUCAUGAACACCUGGGACGAGAAGACGGCCAGCUGCGCGGCACCGCAGGAAAACCUGCCGGCCGUGGGCUGCCCCUCCUGGGUCAUGCAGGACCUCGAGCGGGAAAACUAGGCGGCCGACCCACCCACCGAAACGGUUUGGUAUGGUUUGGUUUGCUUCGGUUCGGUUCGGUUUCCAUCGGGAACAAAGGGAGGCAGCGGCCUCAACUGCUUUCGUGCGCUGCGUACGGCGAGGUUUUGCGGUGGUGCGUACCGGAACGGAGAGAAGGACACAAUUAAGGGACAUUGCCAGU
Pseudo-nitzschia multistriata is the source of this 3034-nucleotide messenger RNA. The record is from the annotation of a GenBank genome assembly. NCBI's taxonomy places the organism in Eukaryota, Bacillariophyta, Bacillariophyceae, Bacillariales, Bacillariaceae.